UAACUUGUCCCCUGCCAAUGUAUCAAAUAUUAACUGCUUUCGUGGCUUGUUAGCCCACUAGCUUCAGCUUCCAUUUCGCAGACCUAAACUAAGCUAAUGUUAGCAGUAUUAACGUUAGCGUUAACUUGCUAAUAAACUUAGUAGACCGGUGUUGUAGCCUUACUGGUUUCCAAACUAACUGGUUGCCAUACGCGUGCGCGUGUUGUGUACAGCAGCUGCGGGCUGACUCCAUCCCCAGAUUCGUCACACAUUCACAAACAUGUUCCUGGCGAGUUUGAAGUCGCAUCUUUAAUCUACUGCGGCGAUCAUGAUUGUGUGUGACUAUGGGGAAGUCUUUUUCCCACCUCACUAAGCGGACAGGCCACGAUGAGGGUCAGGACAGCCUGACCUCUCCUCUGGAGGACACCCAGACCGAGGACGGGAAGGGAGGAGACAUUUCCCAGUUUCCUUACGUGGAGUUCACAGGGCGGGACAGUGUGACGUGCCCCACAUGUCAGGGCACCGGGAGGAUCCCCAGAGGACAAGAAAAUCAACUUGUGGCAUUGAUUCCAUACAGUGACCAAAGGCUGCGGCCCAGGAGGACGAAGUUGUAUGUGUCCGCGUCAGUGGUGGUCUGCCUCUUGCUGUCCAGUCUGGCUGUCUUCUUCCUCUUCCCUCGCUCCAUCGAUGUGUCCUACGUCGGGGUGAAGUCUGUUUUUGUCAGCUACAGCCAAGAGAAGCGCAGUGUCUAUCUCAACAUCACGAACACUCUUAAUAUCACCAACAACAACUACUACUCCGUAGAGGUGACCAACGUCACAGCUCAGGUGCAGUUUGCCAAGACGGUGAUCGGUAAAUCACGCAUCAGUAACAUCACUGCCAUCAGUCCUCUGGACAUGAAACAGAUUGAUUAUAUGGUCCCCACCAUCAUCGCAGAUGAGAUGAACUACAUGUAUGACUACUGCACUCUGCAAACCAUCAGGGUCCACAACAUCGUCGUCAUGAUGCAAGUGACUGUCACCACAACGUACUUUGGCCAUUCGGAGCAGGUGUCUCAGGAGAUGUACCAGUAUGUGGACUGUGGAGGGAACACCACCUUUAUCAGAGGGAUGACCAAGCCGUUCAGCAUCGCACAUCCUGCCGAGUGACGCCACCGCGGUCCUCCUCCCCAGCCCUGGCUCAUGCCCUGGAGCCGAGCCUGAGAUGGUUCACUGUGUUUUCUCCUCCAACUUUCUGUUUUCAUAAUGUCAACUUCAAUACAAAAUAUUAGGACAAAUCCACGAUACCAUGAGGAAAUUAUGUUUUUUAUAGAGGUGCUUUGCAUUCAGCACAGAAAAAACAAAUUUAUGGUUAUCUUGUAUUUCAUGUAAUUGUAAAGAUGCUAGACAAUUAUCUCACAAUUACAUGAUUCAUAUCUUACUACCAUGCUUCAUGACUAAGGGUUAUUAGAAGGCUACUGUCUCCUAAUUAAGAGAUGCGUAUUCCAUAAUUUUGAUAUCUAACAAAAUUAGAAUUAUUAUUAACAGUUUUAUAAUUACAAGAUCCUUUUCUCGUAGUUGCAAGAAAUAAUUUAAUAAUUAAGAAAUAUGCAUUACCUUUGUUUCUGGAAUUUCAAGAAGUUUCAUAAAUAACUGAUCUGUAUCUCGUAAUAACAGGAAGAUUACUCCAUGAAUACAAAAUCUGUAUGUAAUAAUUACAAACAAAACUCUUUCAUAAUCAUAUCGUUAUUUCCAAAUGACGAGAAAACUGUGCACCAAUUAUGUGAUCCGUCUCUUGUCAUUACAAGAAAACUCUCAUAAUUAUAAAUCUAUAUCUCACAAUUACAAAAUCCCACAAUUAUUACAGCAUUUGCAUUUCAUAAUAACAAGAAAACUAUAUAUAGUUCUCAUAAUUAUGAAAUAUGUGUCUCGUAAUUAAAAGGUAACCGUUUUAAGUAGCACAGUUUUAUAAUAAAAUAGUAAUUACCUCGAAAUUACAAGAAAACCUUUUCCUACUUCUGUUAUGCAUUUCUUCUGAUAACUAUUACUAUUUUAUAAUUUUGAGGUCAUCUCAUAAUUGUGCUAUAUAUGUUUCAUAUCUGAAAGAUCCUGAUCUUAUAUUUUAGUAUUUUAUCUUGAAAUUAUCUUAGAAUUGAAUAUCUCAGAAUUUUGUGAUAUUGGUCUCGUAAUAAGGUGUCAUAAUUAGUUAACUUUAAAAGGUUUUAUCUUUGCUGAAUGCAGUGUACCUCUGUACAUAUUUGUCCAAUCAAAGUAAAAUGUUUUGGGCGCCCCAGUUUGUUAACCAGUUCAGUUGCAGGCGUAGUGAAAUGUUUUGGGCAGCACUGACUGUUCUCUAUUUUCCUCAGUCCUCUUCUUGGAAGUCUGAGGAUGUUAACAGCCUCAUGAGGUGAUGCUGAUGAGGAAUUUUAUCUUCCACCCCUCUCUAGAAGCUGAGAGCAGCCGCAUUUGCUUUUACAUGUUACCUUGAAGGAACAGUUUGUUGAGAGCAUCACUGAAUUUUCUGAUUUUAUCAAGAUAGCAAAUAAUUUUUGUUUUAUUUCUCUCGAGUGUUAUCUCACCGUCACUGCUUACUGAAAUACUGCCUAGUAUUGUUUGAAAUCUUUUAGUAUCAUUGCCAAAACAAUAACAGUUACUUUUUCCAUCUUUAGUUUGAGGACUAUAAAUGUGUUUCUGUACAAAUGUUUAUUUUUAUUAAGCAAAAUAUUCCAAAUUAUUUUGAUACUGGACAGGUUUUGAGAUUCUAUGGACAAAUUUCAGACAGUAUUCCAAAAAUAUUGUUUGGAUUAGAUGGUCCAAACUGUAAUAAUAUGUGUAGGCCUGUUGCUUUUCUCCUGAUAUGAUUACUCUAAUAUGGCCUACAACUUUGUCAAGACAGAGUCCCAAGAUGAAAGCUUCUUGGCCAGACCAUGAAGUAUAAAACCCUGCUAUUUUGAGAUAAAGACAUUUAGUUCCUGAUGGUGAGAAAACAAUAUUUGAUAUCCCACACUAACCCUCUAAUUUAGAUGUUAUCUCAGAAUAAUUAGCUUAAAAAACAAACAAAAUAGGAUCUUGACAAAUAACUUGUGUUACAGAGAUGAUAAGCUAAAAAGUCACCAUGACUGCUGUUUUCCUGUCUCAUCAUUAAUAAUGCCAAGUGGCACUUCGCGUGUUAUAAACCAUGAUCUGUGAUCUAUAACUUACCAUUUGUGCUCUGAAGCAAAAGGAAGGAACAAAAGCAGGUUGGUCACAAUAAUAAAUGUAUAUUUGAAAUCUUGAUAAAGGUAUUUGACUACUUACCAAUCUUUAAUGCACUUUAGAAAACUAUUUCAAAUGCACUCCCAAGUUCCCAAAUUCUCUAAAGCCUUUUCCUCCACCACAGUUUGUUCUCUAUGAGGAAGGAGGAGCAAAAAGUGAUGUUACUGCAUAGUUAGAUUCUGCUGUUUGUGUUUCUGAGAUAAGUUUGUGGUAAUCAUAGUCAUAUCAUAGUGUUUCUUUUGACUGAAUGCUUUAAAUCUGCUGACUUACUGACUGUAGUGUUUGGUUGUUGGGUGUUAAUUAUCGUUCUUUGUACAUUGCUAUAUGUUCUUCAACUUGUAGGUCUGUUACAUUCCAUUUGAAAGAUAGAGGUUGCAGUACAAACCUGUUACCGUCUUCUAGCUUAACUAGCUUGAGACAUUUUGAAAAUGUUUAGCAGUAGUCACAUUUAAUAGAAAUUCUAUUUCAAGAUUUAAAGCUUAGUCAGCAAUAUUUAAUAACAGUUUCAGAGCAAAGUCAGUUUAUUUCAAUUGAACCUGCAUUUGUUUGUGGAAGUAAAUGUUUAGGGACUUUGAACUUCGAUGAACGUUGACAUAUGAUUUUGCUCUGCAAAAUAAUGGUUAAACUAUCUCAACAAGGCUAACUUUAAGGGAACAAAGAGCUGGGGAGUUAUUGUAGCCUGCAUCAUAUGCUUUUAUAUAACCCUGCUCUAGUGAUUACUGAGUUUUUGUCAAAGGGGCCUGGUAGCUUUGAACAGAGCGAUAUUGUGACUGUUUCUGGUUCAACAAAAAGGACCUUACUCUAAAAAAAAAAAAAAAAAAAAGGUGUCUCUCCAUAAUGUUGUCAGACCUGUUUCACUGCUGCUUACUGCAGCGUGCUCACUCAGGACUGGACCAAUUAAAAAAAAACAAAAAUGUCAUCCCAGUUAGUCACAGAGACACGUGGGUUUAUAAGGUCCAGGUUGAAAACGCAUAAGUUAACCCUUUAAGAGGGCUUCCCCAUACCUCCAGGAUUUGUGCCAAGCUAGGCAAAACACAUACUCGACAUCCUCUCAUCUGUAGAUUUAUUUCCUUCAGUGUUGGACUUGUGUAGCAUUACAACUAACAAUAACUGUUGUUAUAGAUGAAUCUGUCUGUAAAAAAACCCAAAGAUAAUGACUUCCUCACAAAUUCUAAAGCACAAACUAGUGAAUGUUGAAAAUUUUUUUACAUCAUGGAUAGUUUAACAGUUCAUUGAUUAUCAAAAUUAUUGGCAAAUUUUCUAAAACACGAUGAUUCAUGAAGGGCUAUUUUUAUUAGUAGUAGCAGUAUUUUCAUUAUAUACUUUCGGGCUUCCUGUGAUUUAAUGACCAUUAUUAAUGUUAAUUUGCAUAUUAUGCAUACUACUCACUACCACUUCUUGUGUCUACCUGUUUAGGUCAACUCCUGGAAAUAGUUAUCUUGUUUUUUUUUCCAUGUUGUGUAAAAAUAAUGAGUAUUAUUUUACCCGAAGUUUUCAGUUAUUAUGUUGAUGAUGUUUGUGCAUCUUUGACUGAAAAUCAUCCAGUUGUGUAUCAAAUCUAUUUUGAAUCUGAAAAACAUUUUGUAUAGAAUUGACUUGUCAGCAUCCUGUAAAAAUAGCUGUAAAAUGGGGUUUUAAAAAAGCACUCGUGAUUAUAUAAAAAAAAAAAAAAGAAAUCCAAACAGGCACACACAGCAGUCCCUAUUAACAUUUAACAUAGAAGAAGCUAGUUUAGACUCCUACCUCUGUUACUUUCACAUUUUGUGGGUCCUUAUUCAUAUUAUAUUAUACCUACAUAUUAUAUAUACAUAUUAUUUAUUAUUAUUUUUCUUUGACUGUUUAUUUUGGGAGCAUAAAUAAAGUUUUAAA
Molecule: messenger RNA, 5081 nt
Organism: Micropterus salmoides (largemouth bass)
Lineage: Eukaryota; Metazoa; Chordata; Actinopteri; Centrarchiformes; Centrarchidae
Product: transmembrane protein 106B-like
Exons: 8
Coding region: 324-1127 (267 amino acids)
Source: RefSeq, a predicted model, not a curated record